GCUGCAGCCCAAAAUCUCUCAUAGAAUUUCACACUUUUAGAAUUACAGCUAUGAAUUUGUUUUUUAAUUUUUGGAAAAUUCUAUAAUAAAUAAAAAUAAUUCAAUUUCAUCAUUGUGAUCACCCUUUCCCCAAUUUUUGUUCAAAUUAGGGUUUUUCUCCGAAGAAUCAGUUGAAUUACGAAGAAUCAUGGGAGGUCAUGGAGGGUUGAACAUCCUCCCACAAAAGCGGUGGAAUGUUUACAACUACGAGAAUCGAGAAAAGGUUCGGCGCGAUGAGGAAGCUGCCGCCAAGGAAGAGCAGCUCAAGCGCGAGCAAGCCCGGAAGCGGGAUGCGGAAUUACGGCUCGAGAAGCUCCGGCAAGCCCGUGGCUUGUCGACCGGAGGCUCAGUCGUCCAUGGAGAUGACAAGCCAGCGUCUGCCUCUGUACAGGCUGAAUCUGUUCCCGAAGAACCCGAGAUAUCGGAAUCUGGUUCCAAGCACAUAAAUUUGUUCGAAGGGAUCAGGAUCUUCGACCCUAUUAAAGCUGGUGAUGGGAAAGGAGAUGAAAAGAAAGGGAUCUUUGGUAGUGAUAAUAAUAGGAAUAAGAAGGUGAAGAGGGAGGAGGUUAGGACUGUGGGGCCUGAGGAUGAGAAAUAUAGGUUGGGGUAUGGGGUUGCGGGGAAAGGAACGAAGUUGCCCUGGUAUAUGGAGAAGAGAGUGGCUGAUGAGAAAAAUGUCGAUGAGGAGUAUGAUGAUAUGAAAUUUAAGGAGAAGAGAAAGAGUGGUGGGAAGAAGACUAUAGAGGAGUUGAGGGAAGAGAGAUUGAAGAGAGAGAGGGCAGAGAAAGAGAGAGAAAGGGCUUUGUUAAUGGCGAAGUCCAAGAAAGAAGGAGGUUUUUCUUCCAGGAGGAGAUGAGGAGAACUGGAAGCUUAUUUGGUAUUGGCCUCACUAGAGGAUAAAGGUUGGAAUAUUCACAGCCUAGUAGCUGCUGUUUCAACUGCUUCAAAGGAUUUAUGCUUAAACAAUUGUUUAAGUUUGAGUGAAGAUACGAUCUGUUAUAUAAAUGUAAAAUGCUGGUGCGGAACAUACUUGUAAAAACUGAUGAUGGUCCUCUGCUCCAGAUGCAUCUUUUUCUCUUAGAUGUGCAUACUGGAUCUGACUUUUCCUAUUGGAAGUUACUUGGUUCUGAUAAUUUGCAUUAUUCCGAAGGCAGCCUUUCUGGCAUUUGGCUCAAAGUUGAAAGCUUUUCUGGGUUCUGGCUUUUCCAGUUAUAUUCCUUUUAAAUAAUAAACUCAAUAUUUGCCUA
Molecule: messenger RNA, 1286 nt
Organism: Sesamum indicum (sesame)
Lineage: Eukaryota; Viridiplantae; Streptophyta; Magnoliopsida; Lamiales; Pedaliaceae
Product: leukocyte receptor cluster-like protein
Source: RefSeq, a predicted model, not a curated record